AUGUCGACAACCGAAGCGAAAUUAACUGGUGAAGUGAACAAGGUUGACCGAUCUAUUGAUCGUCUAAAAACUUGCCCAUUGUUAUUACGGGUAUUUUGCAAUAAAAACCGUCAUCAUCUAGCUCGAGAAUAUGAAAAAGGACAUACACCAGAAAAUGAACUGCAAAUUUAUACUUGGAUGGAUGCAACAUUAAGUGAACUAACCCAACUCAUCAAAGAUGUUAAUCCCGACUCUCGUCAUCGUGGUACACAAUUUUCAUUCUCGGUCGUUGCGCCGGAUGAAACGCACGGCUACUAUUACCUUAACGAUAUUGGUAAAACAGAAAAUGGUCAACGUCGACCUGAUGAUCAAGUUCAAUUAGCUAACAAACGUUUCCGUGUCGGUGAUUAUCUUGAUGUUGCUAUUAUUCCUAAACGACAAGAUGCGCCAGGAUCGAAUCCGCGACGUGACAGAGCUCCUCAGCAAUCGUCUGAUGAUAAUAAUAUCAAGCGACGUAGUGGUCCUUCAAAUGAAAGAAACGGCGGUGGUCCGAUGCGAUCCGCUCCGCGAAACGACCGCCGUGAUCGUCCAUACUAG
Molecule: messenger RNA, 576 nt
Organism: Adineta ricciae
Lineage: Eukaryota; Metazoa; Rotifera; Eurotatoria; Adinetida; Adinetidae
Source: the annotation of a GenBank genome assembly